Messenger RNA from Sclerotinia sclerotiorum 1980 UF-70, 2136 nucleotides. RefSeq lists its product as hypothetical. The transcript is spliced from 5 exons. The record is from RefSeq and is a predicted model, not a curated record. Lineage: Eukaryota; Fungi; Ascomycota; Leotiomycetes; Helotiales; Sclerotiniaceae. Gene Ontology annotation, biological process: Golgi to plasma membrane transport. Gene Ontology annotation, cellular component: exomer complex. Gene Ontology annotation, molecular function: protein binding. Bases 1 to 2136 code for a protein of 711 amino acids.
AUGGUUGCGCCAGCUGUUCCUGAACUUACCGAAGAGCUUGUUCAUGAAUCCAUCGAUGCGCGAUCUGAAGUUCUAGCAGCUCUACGAGAAUUGGGCCCGCCAGAUUUGGUCCAAUUGAUAAAACAAGCCCCGAGAAACCCAGUAAAGCAGAUUGGCGUGUAUCAUCAUGUCACCGGCGUUGACGCAUCAUCAUCGGCAAGUUUAGCUGCGUAUAUCAACACCCUUACCUAUAAAGAAAAUCAUCAAUCUACGACAAAGAUAGUGGAGGGUGUAUAUUGUUGUUACAAUGCAUUUUCUCGGUUGGAUAUGCGCGUUCAUGUCACAAUCCCAGGAAGCGUCGAAAGCUACUGCGUCGAUGAACGAGGCGAUAAGAGAACGACCACGGAUGAGUUAUGGCUGGAAACAUACUUGUGUAGCGUUCUUCGGGCAUAUUCUUAUGCUGAUGACGGAAGUGGGGACACGAUUCGAAAGAUAAUGGGUGUUAGGAGAUUUAACCCUGUGACGACAACGGAGACAGAACAUAGGUUCCUUCAGGCUGCCGAACAAUUAUUUUUCAGAGGUAUCCCAUCUCUCGUUAAGCAAAAAACAAUGCUGACUGCUAUAGGUUGGCAACUCGGAUCCGACUCGAUCGUUCAGGUUCCAAACAACGUCUCGAAUCAUUUAACAACAGGUCUUCUAAAGUACUUUCAAACUACUGGAAGAUAUGCCUCUGGAAUUAACCUAUUCGAGAAGCUACGAACCAGAAAUAUUGAGGUUUCUUCUCUCUUAGCCAAGGUCCUGUUUAUGGGCAACGAGGAGGUGCAAGCUGUCAGGGUAUUACAUGAAUCUGUGAAGCAAUCACCAAUGGAUUAUGUUAUGCUUGAUACCCAAGCAGAAUUUUUGAAGAAGAAAGCAAUGGACAUAAAUAAGCCAGAAUUCAAAACUGAAAGGUUGCAAAUGGCUCUUGGCUGUGCCGAUAGAAGUACUAUUGCUGCGCCAAGCGAGUUUGGCACAUGGGCACGCUUAGCUGAAGUUUAUGUUGCGAUGGAAGAUUGGGAAAACGCUCUUACAACCCUCAAUUCAUGCCCUAUGUUCACGUAUCAAGACAAGGAUGCUCCUAACAUGCCGGAGCCUAAGGAGAUCCACCUCCCCACCCUUCCCGAGACUAGGUUAGAUGAGAUCGAUAGUGAACCGGAGUCAAGGUUAUCGGAACAGGUUCAUCCAAGUCUUCAAAAUCUACGUGCGGCCAUGUACAAAGGUACUUUCAAACACGCUUAUAGUAUAUUGACGGAAAUGACAGCUAAGAUUGGCUGGGAUCAACUUCUCAAGAUCAGGAGUAAUGUAUUUGUCAUGGAAGAGGAGUAUAGAAGUGAGAAACAACCACCAGUUGGUCAACAAGGUGAACCCACUAAGCGCAGUGCAAGCACCGACGUACUGAGAGGAAGUCCAGGUCCUCGUGUAAAUGGCGAUGACCAUUCCGACGAUGAAAAGAGUACGAACGGCGAUUCGGCAGCCCUUAAACCAAAUGCUGAGGAUGGUAGCGGAGCGGAUGACUCUGUAGAGAAGCCCUCGCACACAGUUGCGGCAGAAGAAGUCAAGAGCGGUAACGAAGAUAACGAGACUACCGAAGAACAGCUUUCCCGGUUCAAUAACAAGCGCCUUUGUGAGCGGUGGCUGGACAGUCUUUUCAUGGUUCUCUAUGAAGACCUUCGUAUCUAUACCAUAUGGAGAACUGAAAUGGCGCAGUACCGUGCACAACAAAUGCAAUACAAAAAGUCAGCCGAAGAAUGGGAAAUCCUCGGCUCGUUGGCUGAUAGGCUUCAUCACCAACCAGAAGCUGUGGAAGCUUAUCGUAAUUGUCUUCAAAUACGUUUCUCUCCCAAAGCAUUGGCGGGCAUUCUUGCUGAACUGGAGAAGAACAAGAAUACUCGAGACACAGUUGCUAGUGUCAUCAGGCUUGUCACUUGGCAAUAUAGAUGGUACUCGGAGUUUUCUCCAGAGUUGCUAUACACGAUACGCACACUCAUAGAAGAUGAAGGUGCCGUGAAGGUUAGGAGUAUCAUUCAAGCAACAAGCUUACCACAAAACGUCUUGGACUUGACACACCACUACGCAGCACUUUGUGCGGCAUUUAGAAGUAGUGGUACCGAAGGAUAA